Messenger RNA from Dipodomys spectabilis (banner-tailed kangaroo rat), 1310 nucleotides. RefSeq names its product membrane associated ring-CH-type finger 11 (gene Marchf11). NCBI's taxonomy places the organism in Eukaryota, Metazoa, Chordata, Mammalia, Rodentia, Heteromyidae. The coding region runs from base 1 to 1152 and encodes 383 amino acids. Gene Ontology annotation, molecular function: zinc ion binding; ubiquitin-protein transferase activity. The transcript is spliced from 4 exons. Gene Ontology annotation, biological process: protein ubiquitination. The record is from RefSeq and is a predicted model, not a curated record.
AUGAGCUUGGAGGGCAGCCACGGCAGCGACGGGCGUCGCGGGGCGGACAGCGGGGACCCCGAGCCGCCGCCCCCGUCGGCGCCGCGCCCCCCGCCGCCCGCGUCCCCCGAGUGCGCGGCGGGGCCGGUGCGGCCCCCGGGGGAGGUGGCCCCGCGGCGCCGAGGGGCCGACGAGCGCCCGCCGCCGCCGCCGCCGCUCGCCGGCCCGGAGGCGGCCGCGGCUGGCGACUCCGGGGAAGGUCCGCGGGGUUCCCCGGAGACGGCGGCCCCCGAGGCGGCGGGCAAGGGCGGCCCCGGGAAGCCCGAGGCGGCGGCAGCGGGCGGGGAGGGCGAGCGGCGGGGCGCGGGCGAUCAGCCCGAGACGCGCUCGGUGUGCAGCAGCCGCAGCAGCAGCAGCGGCGGCGGCGGCGAGCGGCGCGCGGGGCACCAGCACCAGCACCACCAGCCCAUCUGCAAGAUCUGCUUCCAGGGCGCCGAGCAGGGUGAGCUGUUAAAUCCCUGCCGCUGUGACGGGUCUGUGCGGUACACACAUCAGCUCUGUCUGCUCAAGUGGAUCAGUGAGAGGGGCUCAUGGACCUGUGAACUCUGCUGCUACCGAUACCACGUCAUCGCCAUUAAAAUGAAACAGCCUUGCCAGUGGCAAAGCAUUUCUAUAACACUGGUUGAGAAAGUUCAGAUGAUUGCUGUAAUCCUAGGAUCCCUGUUCUUAAUAGCGAGUGUGACUUGGCUCCUCUGGUCAGCCUUCAGCCCCUAUGCAGUGUGGCAGAGGAAGGACAUCCUCUUUCAGAUCUGCUAUGGAAUGUAUGGUUUUAUGGAUCUAGUAUGCAUAGGUCUCAUCGUCCACGAAGGAGCUGCAGUUUACAGAGUGUUUAAACGCUGGAGAGCUGUCAAUUUGCACUGGGAUGUAUUAAAUUAUGACAAAGCCACAGACAUCGAAGAAAGUAGCCGAGAAGAGUCGUCCACAAGCAGGACUUUAUGGUUACCAUUGACCGCUCUGAGAAACAGGAACUCUGUCCACCCAAUGCAGCUCACCUCGCCGAGGUUUCAGUGCGGCUAUGUGCUGCUGCAUCUUUUCAACCGGAUGAGGCCCCACGAGGAUCUGUCAGAGGACAGCAGCUCCGGGGAGGUUGUGAUGAGGGUGACCUCAGUGUGACGGGCAGGUGCAGCGACGCAGCGGGGCCCGCCCCGCACAAUUUGGAAUGUAAUUGCAAUGAAUGGCAAAGCCACAGCACUUCUAAACACACACACACACCUAUGAACUUUUUAAAAUUUAUGCUUUUUAUAUGAACAUUUGAAUUGCAAAUACAUUUU